This is a messenger RNA of Nicrophorus vespilloides, 1501 nucleotides long. Its product is annotated as transcription initiation factor TFIID subunit 7-like. Bases 198 to 1301 code for a protein of 367 amino acids. Gene Ontology annotation, cellular component: transcription factor TFIID complex. NCBI's taxonomy places the organism in Eukaryota, Metazoa, Arthropoda, Insecta, Coleoptera, Silphidae. The transcript has 5 exons. Gene Ontology annotation, molecular function: RNA polymerase II general transcription initiation factor activity. Gene Ontology annotation, biological process: transcription initiation at RNA polymerase II promoter; RNA polymerase II preinitiation complex assembly. The record is from RefSeq and is a predicted model, not a curated record.
CAUAAGUAUAACCAUAAUACAGCAAUUCAGCAAUUAUGUUUUGUUUGGUUUAGUUCUUGUAAUGCAAUCUCAACAUUUUUGUAAAACGAACAAACUUUGUUGAAGAUUGAUAACAUAUUUUUUUUGAGAUUAUUGGAUGUAGUCAGGUUUGUGUAAGUGUUUUAUUUUAGUUUAUUCUGUAUAUUGGAAGAGAUACAAUGGAGCGCAACCAUAAUCGAGGAUUUGAUCCUGAUUCAGAACUGGAGUCUCAGUUUAUAUUGAGAUUACCAAUGGAGCCAGCAAAAGUUCUUCGCGAAGCCAUUAGAAAUAAUAGCACUUUAAAAGAUAUAAUCUCUUUAAAAAUUGAUAAUGACCUUCGACAUGGGGAAGUAAGAGUUGACCAAUGGCUCAUGAUUGCCAAAGUUGUUGAUUUGCCAACUGUAGUUGAGUCAUUGAAAACAAUUGAUGGAAAAGGUUUCUAUAAAACGGCUGAUAUCUGUCAGAUGCUGUUAUGUCGUCAUGAGGAUGACCAAGUGACUGAUGAAGAUUCUCCUCAAAAAACUAAGAAGAAGGACUCAUUAAAGGUGGAGAAGAAAUAUCUAUGGCCUCAUGGUAUUACACCACCAACAAAGAAUGUUAGGAGGAGAAGAUUCAGGAAAACAUUAAAAAAGAAGUAUGUCGAAGCUCCAGAGAUUGAAAAAGAAGUGAAAAGGCUUCUUAGAAUAGAUAAUGAUGCUGUGAGUGUGAAAUGGGAAGUCUUAAAUGAAGAUGAUGACAAUAAAGUCAAUAAAGGAACUGUGAUUAAGAAGGAACCAAUUGAUCCAAACCCCAAUGUUGCUGAACAUGAUAUAUUUGGAGGAGCAGUGAGUGAUUCUGAGGAAGAGGAUGCCACUUUGCAUGUAUUGGAAUUGGACGAGACAAGCCAGAAUUCUGCUGAAGACAGUCAUCUAACAGAUUCAAACUCAGUUAUGAACAACACUGUUGACUCCAAGAUACUGACCGAAUUUUCGACAGAUAUGUUUAAUUCAAUGGACAUAUCACCACUACAAGACUUAGAUUAUUAUCAGCCCCAGUCAUCUAGUGUCUGUUAUUCUUCAAUGAAUUUGUCUAGAGCGAAUAUUGAAACGAGAUUGGAAGAGGUCCAGGGAGAGAUUGCAACAAUCAAAAAUAGAUUGGCACAGCAUGAAUCUGAAAUUGAGAACAUCGAGAACCACUCAUUGAGGCAAAGGUUCCAAGAGAUAUCUAGUCGCCUAUACCAAGAACAAUCUGACAAGGAACGCGAACAAGUCGAACUGAACGAGCUUUUAAAGCAGAUCAUAUAAAUAUUUUCUUUUAUUUUUCUACAUCUUGUUCAUUUUGAUCAUGUACUUAUUUUUAUUAUAUAUUACAUUGUUUUCCAUUCUACAUUUUUUUUCGAACUGCUAUCUCACGUUCGUACAUCGAUAGGAAACCUAUGUAAGUUCGAUGUUUAGAUUUUUUAAGAAAACUUAUAUUUACAAUUUGAAAUGAACUUCUAGCAAGU